Molecule: messenger RNA, 3278 nt
Organism: Xyrichtys novacula (pearly razorfish)
Lineage: Eukaryota; Metazoa; Chordata; Actinopteri; Labriformes; Labridae
Source: the annotation of a GenBank genome assembly
AUGGAGUUCACCAGACGCUACCUGCCGAUGGAAUGGGAAGAGCGAUGGAGGAGAGAGAAAGAGAGGAGGAAAAGAGAGAUUGAAGAAGGGGGAGAAGAAGGAAUAGAACAGGAAAAUCGAGAACUGAGGAGGAUUGUGGCUUACAAUGAUGUCAGGAGUGGCCUGGCAAGUGGAAAGGGUGACAGAGAGGGGUCAGGGGUGAAGGUAAGUGGUUCAAGUCAAGAGGAAACAAGGAGUGCUAUCAACAAUGCAUCUGAAGAUGGAGGGCAGGGUGAUGUUGUUCGGAUUUAUCACAGUGAAACUUAUCCAAAGGAGGUGUUCACUACCCUGAAGGAAUUUCGGGAUUCAUCCUGUCUCACAGAUCUGACUUUGAUCACCAACAAGAAUGACCAGUUUGAGGUACACUCCCCUGUCCUUUCUGCUGUCAGCACCUACAUUCAGGAGAGACUCAGGAGUGAUGGUGAACAACCGGUUGAGGAGAGAGGAGUCCAAAAGAGAACGAUUACCUUAGGUCCUGAGGUCGAUCAUAUCGGGCUACAAGCGGUUCUGGAGUUUGCCUACACUGGUGCCACAUUGGGUUUAAACCAAGACACCGUAGCUCAGAUUGAGACUACAGCUCAAGCACUGGGGGUUCCUAGGGUGGUGGAUCUCUGCAACAAAGAGAAGCAGACAAAGGAGGGUGGAACUCCAAGAAAGGAGGAGCAUAAGAUCUCUGCUCUAGAAGAAAUGAAGAUCACCCUCAAGUCCAUCAAUCAGCUGCUGAUUGACAAUGUGGGAUGUGAUGUAAUUCUGGAUGUGGACAGUACUUUAUUCCACGGUUAGUAGACAUAAGGUCACUCUUAUAAAAUUGAUAUUUUUUUUAUCUUGGCAAUGAUUGUCUGAUGGAGGUCUGUCUUCAGUCCACAGAGUUAUCCUUGCAGCUAGCAGUGACUACUUCCGUGGUAUGUUCACGUGUGGGAUGAGGGAAUCAUGUCAGGCCUGUGUUUCCCUUCCCUUCCUAUUAGCCCCGGAGUUAGAAGCUCUCAUCAGCUGCUCUUACAGUGGGGUCCUUCCACUUACCUGGGACUGUGUCUUCGAGAUUACCUGCACAGCCCUUCAACUUCAAUUCCAGCCAGCCCUCUCGCUUUGCCUCAACUUCCUGCGACAGGAAAUAGAUGCAAGCUCCUGUUUGGAUGUUGCAUCUUUUGCUGAAGCUUAUGGGAUGUCAGAACUUCUUGAGGAAGCCAAUGAUUUUGUGCUGACGAACUUCUGGGAGGUGUCAACCUCAGCAAAGUUUCUGGACCUUCCUGCAGAGAAGCUUUUAGACAUCCUCCGCUGUGAUGGUCUGUGUGUGCCCUCGGAGUUGGCUGUUUUUCGAGCCGUGUCCUCUUGGGUAAAUGCCGAUCCAGAAGAAAGAGUGGGCCAGGCAGGCUUAUUGAUGACUGGAGUCAGGUUCCCCCUCAUGACUUUUCGUGAAUUCAGGGAAGUCAGAGCCAUCAACCUACGAAUGGAAUGCUUCGGAACCCAGGAGGUAGAACUUUAUGGUUCCGCACUCAAAGAAUUUGGAUUCAGCCGCCCAAACACCCAGGACCAGCAACGGGUGCGGCACCCCAAAGAUGCUUUGGUUCUUGUGGGGGGAGACCAGUUGCAUCCAGAUAUGGGACAGCGCAUACCAAGCAGGGAAUUGUGGUUUGCAAACUCCCUCCGCAGUGGCACAGGGUUGGUGAAGGAAAUAGAAUGGAGAAGGUUGGGUGAGAUGCCGGAGAUGCCAAAGUUCAGGCAUGGAGUGGCUGCAAUGUUGGGACGGUUGUACGUGGUUGGAGGAUGUUACUUCUACACCAAGGAUGAUAUGAUGAAGUCUGCCUACAGGUAACUACAGACCCAUGGUGCCUGAAUGUAUUGACAGACUGAUGUCACAGCUGGAAGGCUGAAUUUUCAGAUUUUAUUCAUUUCAACAGAAUUAAACGACUCUCUGUUAUAGGAGUGAGCAUCUUUUCAAAAAAUUUGACCAUUAACAGAGUUUAAUUCUUUACUCAUCUUGUCCACCUCUACCUGUCUUUACUUCCAACUGUAGCUACAAUCCUGAGGAGAACAGCUGGAAGAGGCUUGCUGACAUGCAGGAGGUCAGAAGUAACUUCUCAUUAGUGGUUCAUGAGGAUCACCUUUAUGCCAUUGGUGGGGAUAGGGAGCUAAACACCAAUGUAGACAGUGUUGAGAUGUACGACCCAGACACUGACGCCUGGAGGUAAGAUUUGGCUACAUCAGUGAGCAAGAUCGAUAGAUGCAGUUUUUCACCCUAUCACACAACUGCAAUACCACCGUUUGGCCAGCAGAUGUUACCAUUUGAUUACAGCAAUUAGAGUAUCACUGUGUAGUUGGUUAACAAGAAUUCAGUGCCAUUGAGGCCUCAUUUUUCCCAUUUUACUUACUACAUUUUCAGUUUUGUUGACAUGAUCAGACAGCUACUGUUCUUCAUAUUAAUACUGAAGACAUAGUGGGCGGUGGUCCACAGGGGUGUAUUAUACUGAAAUGUGUUCCUCAUAUUUUGUCCUCUUCUCUAACAAAAAUGAGGAAAGGUGCAAAAUAUUAGGAACAACCGUUGAUAUAACAGUUCACCACCAACAUCCACUUCAUUUCUACUAAUUUGCCACAUUGUCCUUCUACUUAUGCAAUUUUGUUUCUAAACAUUAUUACAAAAUAUUGAUAAAGCUACUUACAGAUUAUCUAUCUUACAGUUCUUCACAUUUCUACCUGCUGCCUCUUGUUUCAUUUGCCGCAGCUUCGUCCAGCCUCUGGACCAGGCUCUGAGCGGCCAUGCUGUCACCGUCUUGGACGGCAGCAUCUUCAUUUCUGGUGGUUUCAACUGUGAGUACGUGUGUCUGGUCUCCAUGUUCCUGUACCAUCCAAAGAGAGGCACCACCUACUUGGCAGACAUGACCCAAGACCGGGCCCAGCACUGCAUGGAGCCCUUAAGAGGCCAUCUUUAUGUUGCCGGUGGUGUUUGCAACCUGAGGAAGUUUUACACCGACCAACUAGCGUGUGAAGUUUAUAAUCCUGUGUCCGAUUCCUGGACUGCUUUCAUGCCCCUUCCUGUUCCUCAUGUGGGUGCAGCAUCUGUUAUGUUGGAGGGGAAGAUCUACAUACUCGGGGGGUACUGCCAAGAUGAUUACAGUGAGUCUGGACUGGUGCACCGCUUCAAUCUGAGCACACAGAGAUGGGAGAACAUGGGGAGACUGCCGGGGGCUGUUACUGACAUACGGGCCUGUUUGAUCCGAUUGCCCAAACACUUAAGACUUUAG